AGCUUAGUUUCAGUUCUAAUCGGUCGCUCAAAGGUGUUGGAUGUUUCGAAACAUGUUGCAAUCGGACUUGUUUUUUGUUUCGCUAGCUAUAUUGCUGGCAUCUCACGAAAUUUCGGGAGAAAUUACUGCCGAAGUGCAGAAUGCAGUUAAUCUGCCCAAAUGUUACAGCUGCGAAGGCAUUAAUUGCUUAAGGACAACCCGCCUGAAUGCCACCGUUAGUUGUUCUGACAAAUUGGAUAUCUGCGUUACCAUUUAUGAGGACUUUGCUGUCAGUGAGCGGGGCUGUUUCUCUGAGAUUUCUUUAGCUGGUCAAGCAAAAUGCGCGGCCAAGGACGAUCAAUGUCAAAAGUGCAGUGGUCAGUUGUGCAAUAACCAAGGACGUCGGGACUUCAAGUGCAUUCAAUGCAUUGGAUCUGACUCAGAAUCCUGCAACAAGGGUGCCACCGCCUCCCUAACCGCCUCCCAAUGUGGCCUUCCCACCUCCGCCAACUCCUAUUGCUAUGUCAAGGUCGUUGGCAAUAAGAAAGAUCAACUGCAAAGGGGUUGUGCUCUCUCUGUGAAGGAACAAAAAUCCUGUCUUGAGGACUCGGAGUGCUCCCUCUGUCUGCCUGAUAACUCCAGUGAUGCAGUGGCCUGCAAUAACUUCGAUUUGGAUUUGAGCGAUAAGUCGGGAGCCGGUCAAGGUCAAAAGUUCAUGAGCUUGGGCGUGGCUUUCUUCGCCCUGCUCUUGCUUAAAUUUCUAAAUUAAUGUUUUAAUAAAUAAACACAAAUACCUUCAGGUAUUACCUACCCACCAAA
Drosophila rhopaloa is the source of this 798-nucleotide messenger RNA. RefSeq lists its product as uncharacterized. The record is from RefSeq and is a predicted model, not a curated record. The transcript has 3 exons. NCBI's taxonomy places the organism in Eukaryota, Metazoa, Arthropoda, Insecta, Diptera, Drosophilidae. Bases 41 to 748 code for a protein of 235 amino acids.